GGGGUAUAAAAGUGCGCCACUGACCACAGACAGCAUCCAGUCAAAGGUUUGGAAUCGUGUGUGAUUCUACAAGUCCUUACAACACUGUUUUUCAAGCGUUGCUCCCUUGGCGAGACACAACACACUUCACAAUGAAAGUAUUCUUCUGCUUAGCCGCUCUGCUGGUGGCUUCCGCUUGUGCCACCGAUGAGGUGCCAUUGGAGAAGAAGCUGGACAAACGCGGCCUGCUCGAUCUGGGCUAUGGCUACGGUCAUGCUGGUCUGGAUGUUGGCCACAUCGGUCAGGGCUCCCUCGUCAGUGGCGGCAGCUAUGGCAUCAGCUCCAUUGGACACUCGGGUCCAGCUGCCAUUGCUGUGGGACCCAGCGCUGGCGGUAUCUCUUAUGGCCACAGCGCACCCGCUGUUGCCGUUCAAGCGCAUGCCGUGCCCGCUCCCUAUGUGAUCAGCAAACAGGCUGAGGUCCAGAAGACCAUCGUUGUGACCAAGGGUGUGCCCGUGCCCGUUCAUGUUGAUCGUCCCUACCCCGUUGUGCACGAGAAACGCGUGCCCGUUGAGGUUAAGGUGCCCGUGCCACAGCCCUAUGAGGUGAUCCGUAAGGUCGCCGUUCCCGUCAAGGAGUACGUGAAGGUGCCCGUCCCAGUGCCACAGCCCUACGAGGUUAUCCGUCACGAGAAGGUGCCCAUCCAUGUGCCCGUCGAUCGUCCAGUGCCCGUUGAGGUGCCCAAGCCCUACCCCGUGCCCGUAGAGAAGCCAUACCCCGUCUACGUCGAGAAGAUCCAGAAGGUGCCCGUCCAUGUGCCCGUCGAUCGUCCCUACCCCGUCUACGUGAAGGUGCCCCAUGUCUCGCACUCCGUCGUGAAGCACGCACCCACCUAUGCCAUCAGCAAAUACCCCAUCACCGGCUAUGGCCCAGGCAGCGGUCUCGGCGCCAGCGUUUACGCCGAUCACUCCGGCUACCACAAGUAGAGCGGUUGCGGAUUCUAUUCGGGGCUAGGCCAAGGACUUACCACAAAAAUAUGAACCGCAUUAAAUUUAGCAACAUUUUUUAAUUCUAUCCAAAUGAAGAGAAAAGAAAACAUGAAAUAACAAAAUAACACUCACACACGGUCUCUUCGCUCCCCCCAAAAUAAUUUCCAAGAGGUUCUAGUAGAACUUCCACCCUGCCACUCUAUUAGAUCUUAAGUAAAAACAAAACAAACA
This is a messenger RNA of Drosophila navojoa, 1199 nucleotides long. RefSeq names its product cuticle protein vajk3 (gene Vajk3). NCBI's taxonomy places the organism in Eukaryota, Metazoa, Arthropoda, Insecta, Diptera, Drosophilidae. The record is from RefSeq and is a predicted model, not a curated record.